AUGAAUGGCACAGAAGGACCCAACUUUUAUAUCCCCAUGUCUAACAAGACUGGGUUGGUCCGCAGCCCAUUUGAGUACCCUCAGUACUACCUGGCUGAGCCCUGGAAGUACUCUCUUUUGGCUGCGUACAUGCUGUUCCUCAUCAUCACUGCCUUCCCCAUCAACUUCCUCACCCUCUAUGUUACCGUCAAACACAAAAAACUGAGGACCCCUCUGAACUACGUCUUGCUCAACCUCGCUGUGGCUGACCUCUUCAUGGUUGUCGGUGGCUUCACAGUUACUCUCUUCACAGCCCUGCAUGGAUACUUCAGCUUAGGGGUCACCGGCUGCAACAUUGAAGGAUUCUUUGCCACCUUAGGAGGAGAAAUUGCUCUCUGGUCUCUGGUGGUUUUGGCUAUUGAGCGCUACAUUGUGGUCUGUAAGCCAGUGACAAACUUCCGCUUUGGGGAGAAACAUGCCAUUGCUGGGCUGGGAUUCACAUGGAUCAUGGCCCUGACCUGUGCUAUACCCCCUCUGUUUGGCUGGUCCAGGUACAUCCCAGAGGGAAUGCAGUGUUCCUGUGGCAUUGACUACUACACUCCCAAGCCCGAGAUCAACAACACCUCAUUUGUCAUCUAUAUGUUUGUCCUCCAUUUCUCUAUCCCGCUCUUCAUCAUUUUCUUCUGCUACAGUCGCCUGCUCUGCACUGUGCGAGCGGCUGCGGCCCAGCAGCAGGAGUCUGAAACCACCCAGAGAGCCGAGAAAGAGGUAACACGUAUUGUCAUCGUCAUGGUGAUCUCCUUCUUGGUGUGCUGGGUGCCCUACGCCAGCGUGGCCUGGUACAUCUUUGCCAAUCAGGGAACUGAGUUUGGACCGGUUUUCAUGACUGUACCAGCCUUCUUCGCCAAGAGUGCCGCUCUGUACAACCCGGCUAUCUACAUUCUGCUAAACAGACAGUUUAGAAACUGCAUGAUCACCACAGUGUGCUGUGGAAAGAACCCAUUUGGAGAUGAUGAGGUCGGAGCCGCUGCUGUCUCCAAAACCCAGACUUCAUCUGUCUCUUCCAGCCAGGUGGCCCCCGCUUGACCUGUGCCCCCCUUACCCCACACCACCCCGCUCCUUCCUCAACGUCCCAUCUGUCCCUGCACACCUAGGGACCCACCACCGCCAAGCAGCACCACGUUCUUUUGGCCAAUCCUCUUGACUUACCUCUCCAUGUGUCUUCACUGCAGCGGCACAACCGCACCUUUGGUGGGACUGACAUACUUAAGAGCCAGCAUGUGUAUUUUCAAUCCAUUUAAUCAUGGAAAGUGUUCAGCUGGCAUCACAGAGUUUAACCCAGCAUCAACGAUCCAACUGAAUAUAUUCCAAGCUCCCCACUACCCACAGAAACACAUAACAGGUGAAAAUUUUAUUCAGAAAACCACAAAACAUGAUUUCAUCCACAUCAUGUCUUGUUCAAGUAAUUGUUGCAGCUACAUAUCCCCCAAAAUGCGCUUUGAACAAUCAAUUUUAUGAAUACUUAUGGCAAAUUAGUCAUGAAUUUGUUUAGAUAUCUCAGAUGAGUUUUUAAGGCAUCCUCUGGUCUCUCUGUCUUUCCUCCUGUCUUUAUGGUGACAAUGCUGAAGUGGUGAGUUUGCUCUUGGCAUAAACUGAGACAUGAGUGUAAACAGAUGGACCUGAAAAGAGCCUCUGCAGGGAGAAGGCGCCUCCUGCAAGAGACUGAAUGCAUGUGUGGUGGAUGUUUAUGUGUUUGAAUGGAUGUCAGAAUGUCAGCGUGUGUCUUAAAGAGAUACGGGGAUAUUAUUUUGUUCAUUGCGUAGAGGCUAGGAUCUCGUGGAAGUUGUUCUGUGUCCUGCAAUAAAAAAAAAAAACAAAGCUAAAUGUCUGCCUGGCUUUUCCCUUACUCGCUUUUUCAUGAGAACAUUUACGAGGCAUUAUGAGAAGUUCCAGAUGCUAGUUUGCGGGCUUGUGGGUGACGGGCCAAAUCUUAAUGGUUUUCAAAUGUUGUUAAAAU
Molecule: messenger RNA, 1996 nt
Organism: Thunnus maccoyii (southern bluefin tuna)
Lineage: Eukaryota; Metazoa; Chordata; Actinopteri; Scombriformes; Scombridae
Product: rhodopsin-like
Exons: 5
Coding region: 1-1065 (354 amino acids)
Biological process (GO): G protein-coupled receptor signaling pathway; visual perception; phototransduction
Cellular component (GO): photoreceptor outer segment; membrane
Molecular function (GO): G protein-coupled receptor activity
Source: RefSeq, a predicted model, not a curated record